UUUUUUUUCUUUUGUUGGCAUUGACAUUUUCCAUCCUCGGAGUAUUCCAUACAGAUGACAACUUCCCUUUGCCAGCUUUGACGGUACGAUGUCCUGUAAUUGAAGCCCUUAGGUAGUGGGUGGGGGUUCCGCACGCGCCCCACUGUGCACGCUGCCUCGGCUCCGAGCGCAUCAACGCGCCCGACAAGCCGCGCGUGGCUGAAGGCUGUUGUCAAGUUGCAGCUCGAGGACAGAGCAGGGGUCGGCACAUGGGGAAUCACACCACACAGUGACGACGAAUCAUUGAAUCCGCCGGGAAACGCCACGGACCGAAUCUCCAGGACCGCAAUCUCCCGACUUUGGUCGAACCUCGUCUCUUCCCCCGCCGACAAGAGAACAAACCCAAAAGUAACAACAACAACAACAACCGUACAUCAACAACGAGGUUGCGAAACCGGCCCCUGGCGAUGCCUCCCGCAUCCCCCCUCCCCCGGAGCGCCAUGCGCCGUCUGCUCAAGGAGCUCGAGACGUGGAACAAGACCGAAUCGGCCGACGAGCAGGGCAUUGAGCGUCUCGGCCCCGUCGCCGACGAAGAGCUACUUAGCUGGGAGGCCGUCGUCAACGGUCGGGGAGUUGGGUGCGGCUAUGAGAACGGCCGCUGGCUGCUGCACAUCACGAUCCCGCCGGAGUACCCGCUCCAACCCCCCCAGAUCCGGUUCGCGACGCCCGUCGUGCACGCCAACGUGAGCCUGCAGACGGGCGAGAUCUGCCUGGACCUGCUCAAGGACGCGUGGACGCCGGCCUACACGGUGCUCGAGUGCGUGCGCGCCGUGCGCCUGCUGCUGAGCGCGCCCGGCGUCGACUCGCCGCUGAACAUCGAUGUGGCGGCGUUGUUGCGUGAUGGGGAUGUCAUGGGGGCGCGCAGGCUGGUGGAGUUGUGGGUGGAAGAGGAGAGGUUUGAGGGGGAGUAGGGGUGAG
Messenger RNA from Chaetomium fimeti, 957 nucleotides. Its product is annotated as ubiquitin-conjugating enzyme/RWD-like protein. Lineage: Eukaryota; Fungi; Ascomycota; Sordariomycetes; Sordariales; Chaetomiaceae. The transcript is spliced from 2 exons. The record is from RefSeq and is a predicted model, not a curated record. Bases 447 to 950 code for a protein of 167 amino acids.